This is a messenger RNA of Gastrolobium bilobum, 756 nucleotides long. RefSeq names its product cytochrome P450 71A1-like. Gene Ontology annotation, molecular function: oxidoreductase activity, acting on paired donors, with incorporation or reduction of molecular oxygen; iron ion binding; heme binding. The transcript has 3 exons. The coding region runs from base 1 to 756 and encodes 251 amino acids. Lineage: Eukaryota; Viridiplantae; Streptophyta; Magnoliopsida; Fabales; Fabaceae. The record is from RefSeq and is a predicted model, not a curated record.
AUGGGUGUGGAGAAAAUAAUUUGGUAUAACCCAAUCCCUUGGUGUUCUAGAACCAGCGUUGAGGAACAGGAUAUAGUGGAUGUUUUUCUUCAAUUGAAGAAACAACGUUCCUUUUCAAUUGAUAUCACUUAUGAUCACAUCAAAGGGGUCCUCGUGGACCUGCUUAUAGCAGCAACGGAUACCACUGCAGUCACAUCAGUUUGGGCUAUGACGACCCUCAUUAAAAGCCCAAGAGUAAUGAAGAGAGUUCAAGAAGAAAUUAGGAACUUGGGAGGUAAAAAAGAUUUCUUAGAUGAAGAUGAUAUUCAAAAAAAUUCGUAUUUGAAGGCAGUGAUAAAAGAGACAUUAAGAUUACACCUACCAACCCCACUACUUGUGCCAAGAGAAUCAAGUAAAAAAUGCAUUAUAGAUGGCUAUCAAAUUCCAGCCAAGACAUUAGUGUAUGUGAAUGCUUGGGCUAUUCAUAGAGACCCUAAGGCUUGGAAGGACCCAGAAGCGUUUUAUCCUGAGAGAUUCUUAGACAGUGCUAUAGAUUUUAGGGGACAAUAUUUUGAACUAAUUUCUUUUAGAGAAGGUCGCAGAAUUUGCCUAGGUUUGCCUAUGGGGGUUGCUACAUUGGAACUUAUCCUAGCUAAUCUUCUUAAUUCCUUUGAUUGGGAAUUGCCAAAAGGGUUGGUAAAGGAAGACAUAGAUACUGAAGUGUUGUCAGGAAUUACCCAACACAAGAAGAAUCCUCUUUGCCUUUCUGCCAAGUGA